Molecule: messenger RNA, 8601 nt
Organism: Podarcis muralis (Common wall lizard)
Lineage: Eukaryota; Metazoa; Chordata; Lepidosauria; Squamata; Lacertidae
Gene: RPRD2
Product: regulation of nuclear pre-mRNA domain containing 2
Biological process (GO): mRNA 3'-end processing
Molecular function (GO): RNA polymerase II C-terminal domain binding
Source: RefSeq, a predicted model, not a curated record
CCCCCGCCCUUCGCGAUGAGCUUCCCGGGGGAAAAGCUCCGCCUUGUCCCGAGUGCGCCUGCGCGCUGUGGGGAAGGAGACGGCGAGAGAGAGAAGCGCGCUCGAGGCGGGCGGACUGAGCGCGCGCACGUACGCUACGCACGCGCGCGCGCGCGCCGAGACACGCUCCCUCCCUCGCGCUCCCUCGCUCUCGUCCCCCCUCCCCCUCCCGAGCGGCGUUGCUUGUGCGACCGAAGGGGAGGGAAGAUGGCGGCCGGCGGCAGUGGCGGCGGCGGCGGCAAGGCCUCCUCGUCGUCGUCGUCGUCGUCCUCCUCUUCUUCGUCGUCGUCCUCCGCCGCUGCGGCGGGCGGCGGGGGCGGGCCGGCCUCCUCGUCGUCGUCGUCCGGCCCUCUGGAGGCGUCCCUGGACAGGAAGCUGCAGGGGGUGACCAACACCAUGGAGUCCAUCCAGGGCCUGUCGUCGUGGUGCCUGGAGAACAAGCGGCACCACAGCACCAUCGUCCACCACUGGAUCAAGUGGAUGCGCAGAUCUGCCUUUCCGCAUCGGCUGAACCUUUUCUACCUGGCCAAUGAUGUCAUCCAGAACUGCAAAAGGAAAAACGCGAUUGUGUUCCGUGACACGUUUGCCGAAGUGCUCCCGGAGGCUGCCGCUUUGGUGAAAGAUCCAUCGGUCUCCAAAUCUAUAGAAAGAAUCUUUAAAAUCUGGGAAGAUAGAAAUGUGUAUCCAGAAGAAACCAUCAUGUUACUGAAAGAAGCUUUAAGUUCCACUUUCAAAGCUCAGAAGCAGCAGAAAGAAACUCAGAGCAAACAGCCAACUAAGUCAUGGAAGAAACCUCAAACCUCUACAAAUCCAAAAGCCGCACUGAAGUCCAAGAUUGUUGCAGAAUUUCGACCGCAGUCCCUGGUUGAUGAACUGCUCUGCUACAAGCGUUCCGAGGACCAGAUAGAGCUGAAGGAAAAGCAGCUCUCCACCAUGAGAGUCGACGUCUGCAGCACCGAGACCCUGAAGUGCUUGAAAGACAAAACAGGGGGAAAGAAAUUCUCCAAGGAGUUUGAGGAGGCGAGUGCCAAGCUGGAAGAGUUUGUCAACAGCCUGGACAAGCAGGUGAAAAGCGGCCCAUCCUUGACCGAGGUGCUGGAGAACGCAGGGAUCUUCUAUGAAGCGCAGUACAAGGAAGUCAAGGUGGUGGCAAAUGCUUACAAGACCUUUGCUAACAGAGUGAACAACCUCAAGAAGAAACUGGAUCAGCUGAAGGCGACGCUUCCCGACCCUGAGGAAUCGCCCGUCCCCUCCCCGAGCAUGGACGCCCCUUCCCCGACUGGCUCGGAGUCUCCCUUCCCUGGGAUGGGGGAGGACGACAACUCCCCGUCCCCAGGGGCAGAAAGGGAGAAGACUCCGACUCCAGAGCCCGCAACGGACAAUCGUGACGUGGAGGACAUGGAGCUCUCCGAUGUGGAGGAGGAGGAGGAGGCCCCAAAGAUCAUUGUGGACGAACGGAAAGAGAAGCCGGCUGUUUCCACAAUGCCCCCCGCGAAGAUGGCUGAAAGCGUCCCGAAAACGUCUCCUUCCACGACAGCUGCAGCAGCAGCAGUGCCACCACUGCAAGCAGCAGCAGCAGCGCUCCCUGCUCCGGUUGUGGCAACGCUGGCUCCAAGCCCCAUCACCCCUACAACCCCUAAGCCGGCCACCCCAGCAGCACCCCUUCCCCAGUCCCCUGCCCUCGCCUUGCCGAACCUCGCCAAUGUGGAUUUGGCCAAGAUCAGCUCCAUUCUCAGCAGCCUCACCUCGGUGAUGAAGAACACAGGCGUCAGUCCUGCCUCGAGACCUUCGCCUGGCACCCCAACCAGCCCAACGACACUUAUGAGCGGCCUGAAGACCACAGGGAUGGGCCCCCUGACUGCCCCUCCAAACCCUUUGGCCAAUAUCUUCUCCAAAGUCGAGAUCACCCCCGAAAGUAUCCUCUCGGUGCUCUCCAAGAGCCAGAGUCAGUCUGCACCAGGCCUGCAAGGUCUGUCCUCGUUCCUCCAGAGUGUGGCUUGGGAACACAGCCCAGCCACCGAGAUGGCAUCCCAGAGUACGUCGGCAUCGCCGGCCAACACGACGGCUUCUUCUGUAAAAGGAAGGAACAUUUCCUCUAAUGCUCAGCCCUUCAUGCCCCAGAGUUUUGGCUAUUCUCCAAAUUCUUCCUCCUCGGCUGAGGUCUCUUCCACCUCGGUCAACAAGGUUCCUUCUGGGCACAGUGUGGGGCUCCCCAGUUCUAGUUUCAAGCCUCCCACCAAUUCCUUGGGGUUCUCCGGCUCCCACAAUGUCAGCCCUUCCCUUCGGCCGGCUGAGAACCCCACGAGCCAAUCCUCCGAGCUGGCGGAGGCCAAGCUCGAGUUGGAACCCCCUUCCCCGAGUCUGGAAAUGAAGAUACACAAUUUCCUGAAGGGGAAUCCAGGAUUCAGCGGCCUGAACCUCAACAUCCCCAUUCUGAGCAGCCUGGGGUCUGCCGCCGCGCCCCCCGAGAGCCAGUCGUCUUCCUCUGAUUUCAACCGCGGACCCACAAGCACCUCUAUGGACAGCAUUGAUGGGACUCCCGUCCGGGAUGAGAGGAGCGGGACUCCGACUCAGGAUGAGAUGAUGGACAAGCCAUCAUCCAGCAACGUGGACACCAUGUCGCUGCUGUCAAAGAUCAUCAGCCCCGGAUCCUCUACUCCGAGUAGCACAAGGUCACCCCUUCAGAGCCGGGAUGACAGCUACCCCCAGGAAUUGUCCAACUCAGUGUACAGGUCCUUCAGCUUGAGCCGAGAUUCUCCAGCCGGCAUGUACAAGCAGUCUUCUGAUGGGAUAGAGUUGCCUUCCUCUUUGAUGGACUCCCCGCAAGAGAAGUUCUACCCAGACACCUCCUUCCAGGAGGAUGAAGACUACCGUGACUUUGAUUACUCCGGCCCACCGCCUUCUGCUUUGGUGAACCUGGAGAAGCAGCCAGGAAAGUCAAUCCUGAAGUCCAGCAAGCUUUCUGACCCCUCCGAGUACCCGUCUGUUCUGUCGAGUUACGGUCAACGUGCCUCCGGGUUUGGCCUGAAAUCUGCUUUCCCCCAGUCAAUGAGAGCUCUCCACGACCAGAGCGAAAGCUGCGACCCAUUGACCUCGCCUGGAAUAUACGGGGGCUACGGUUUGCGGGGAAACGACUCCGGCUCGGACGCUUCGCCUACGCCGAGCAAGAACGAUGUCUUUUUCCCACCGGAUUCCAACCACAACAGCUUGUCCAAACCCAUGCCUCAGAAGCAGUAUCCGGAUUCCCCGCACUUGGUCCCCCAAAGGUCGCUUUUCUCCCCGCAGAACGCGCUCCUGGCCCCGGCCAGCAGACUCCCCACGAGCAACGCAGACAAGCCCGACGUGUCUUCCAUCUCCGCCACUUCGACCAUUGAGUUCAAGAACAUGCUGAAGAACGCCUCCCGCAAGCCCUCGGACGAGAGCAAGCAUUUCGGCCAGGUUGCGAAAGGGGGCCCCAGCGACAGCACGGGCCUGUCCGGCCUUGGCCAGGUGGGGGUUGCUCCCGGGGGGGAGCAGCAGAAGCAGCAAGAGGAGCAUUACCGGAUCGAGACCAGGGUGUCGUCAUCCUGCCUAGACUUGCCCGACAGCACCGAAGAGAAGGGAGCCCCCAUCGAAACGCUGGGCUACCACAAUGCCUCCAACAGAGGCAUGUCAGGCGAGCCGAUUCAGACAGUAGAGUCUAUAAGAGUCCUUGGGAAAGGGAGCCGAGGCCACGGGCGAGAGACCCCCAGAGCGGGGUGGUUUGAGUUGAGCAGCGCAGGUAGUACCUUCGAUAACGGUCCUUCGGGUACGACGGAGAUGGCGCCCAUGGGUGGUAGCAGCGGUGGUGGCGGCAGCAGCGGCGUGUCCGGCUUCCCGACCCAGUACAAAGACCGUGGGCCGCCGUUCCAGGAGAACGUCAACAACUUCCGACCUGGCGGCUUUGCCGCUGCUGCCUUCGACCGCCACGUGCCGCCCCCUCCCCUUGAGCACGGGGCGUCUUUCCCCAUGGACCAAAUCGGGCCGCCUCCCCCCACAGGGCCUCAGUCCCUGCCUCCGAAGGAUCUCGGCAGCCUUUUCUCUCGGGACCACUCAGUCCCCCCGCCCCGGAUGCCGUCUGUGGAUCACACCGGCCCUUUCUCAAAGGAAGCUGCCUCCCCGCUCAGCCUGCCCCACGGCGUCCCCCCGCCCCCGCCUCCCUCCUUGGAACGCAGCGGGGUGCCGUUCCCCACCCAGCCGCCCCCUCCUCUCCCCGGGGAGCACGGCAGCGUCCCGUUCUCCAGCCCGCCGCCCCCUCCGGGGGACCUCGGACUCCCGUUCCCGGCUCCCCCACUAGCCGCCGAGCGCCAGAGCCCUUUGGCCGUGCACCAGGGGACAAUGAAGGAGCAUUUUAGCAUGCCGUCGGGAGCAUCUCGGGACCAGCUGGGCCAGGGGCAGCGCGACCACGGCGGCCGGGCGAGAGAGAACCUGGGGCUGGGCACGCUCCCAAGAGAUCCUCUGGGCGCGGCCCUUAACAUCAGCUCCUCUGUCCCCCCUCACCGGGACGCCACAAACCGAGGCGGGCUGGGGAUGAGAAGCCAGAGGCCGGAUUUCCGACCCAGGGAAUUGUUCUUAAACAGAGACCCCUUUAACAGCUUAAAAAGGCCUCGGCCCCCCUUCGAGGGGCCCCCCUUCUUCGCACCAAAACGUCCCUUCUUCCCUCCCAGGUACUGAAUGAAGGUGUUCCAGAACUUUUCUAGAGAGCGGCGGAAGUGACACGUUCACUUUCGUUUUAUGCUUAAAGUCUUUUCUUUAAAAACAAGAACAGCAAACCAAUCUGCCCCUUAAAGGGCCCCACAACUUUUUUCGUUGUCAAUUAAGGUAUGUUCUGUACUUCAGUGCAUUUAUUGCAUUCUCCCCCUCUCCCCACCCCCCGAUUUUCAUUCUCUUUGCUUGUUUGGAGGGGCUUUUUAGUUGACGGCCUAAAUUUAGAGAGUGAGUUUUGGUUUUGGCUUUCCUUUUUUGCAGAAUAAUUAAAAACCUAACCAUAAAGUGAACGUAGAAAUAAAGACUUUUCAGUUCAUGAAACAUAGGGUUAUAUUUUUAAUAUAUAUAUAUAUAUAUUGAGCCAAUGCAUAGCAAAUUGGGACUCCCCUAGCAUUGAAGUCAGAGUUAGGAGAAAAGAUCCUAACACAAUUUAGGAAGAGAAAAGGUCCAAGAAGUCAAAGCUUGCCUUUCAUGCUGUUGCUUUUAACUCUUCUUGUGCCUCUUUUCCUUUUUUUUUUUGUCAGAAUUACUCUCCCCGCACCCUUCAAUGGCCUGGGCUGAUUCUUCAUGGGCACAUUUGCUUGCGUCAACUGUAGGGGAAAGGGAAGGAUUUGCUAUUUCUGUGCACCUAUUAACCCCUUUUUCUUGCUUCCUUGCAGUCCUUUAGGUUCUUAAAGUUCUCAUACAUUUCUCAGAUUGGCCAAGGGAUGGAAUAACUCCACUUUGCCUGGGGCCUCAAGGGCUUUAAAGAGAUUGUUAUCUGGAGACAGGUUAUACACAGGGUGGGUAAUGGGCAAAUUCUCUCCUGGUGCUUAUAGCUGGCUGAGACUGCUGGAGUCAUUUUGAGGGGGGGGGGAGCAGGUAUGGCCCAAGCUCUCCCCCUGGUCACCUUCCUCUUGAAGCCAGCUAUGCAUUGCCAAAGGCUGCUGCUCUUCAAUCCCUCCCUCACCCCCAUAUUAUAAGAGGGCAGGAUUUGGCCAGGACUCUGCUGAGAGUUGCCAAGCUCUCCUGCUUUUUCUGAACUUAGUUUGCUCAGAUAGCGAGCUUUGCGCUCUUUAAGGAGAGGAAUGGGCAAGGAGGUGCCAUCAGUCAGUGAAAACGGCUUGGUGUCUACAGUUAAUGCGUAGCAUUUUGUACAGGGCAUCUGUGCCUCAGCAGACACAUUGGCCUAGUGAAUUUCAGCGCCCUUCAAUUGGGUUCCACGGAGAAUUGCUGUAGCUGAUGCCAGGCGACUCCUGCUUCCUUCGGCUCGAGUCUUUUUCCACUUUCCCUCCCCCAAAAUCCCUCCUUGAGAGCGGAGCUGUUCUCAAGUUCCCAGAUGAACUCCACCCCGAUUCUCUUCUCUACUGUCUCCCCUCCCACCUGUUACCUGCCCAUUUGCCUCCUUAUUUUUCUCUCAACGCAGCUGUGGGCAUAGACGACUUUUCUGUAAAAACUGGGAUUCACUUAAUAGCCACGUUUCCUUUAAGGCAAAAGGAAAGUUGCAUUUUUAAAAAAAAAUACUUGUUAGGAAUAAUCUGCUAUUCUGUGCAUUUGAAAAAAUAUUCCACAGCUCAUAUGUGCACAGUUUUCCUUUUUUUAAAAAAAGUACAUAGCAUGAACAGUUUUUAUACAUCAGGUAGAUCUUGAAGGUCCAGGGGUUAUGAAGAGUUUGGUUUUAUUAAAACCUGACAUUUUUAAAAUGCCAAGGCUCUAAAAAAAGGGGGGGGUAGUUUUCCCUACAGUCCUCAUUGAUCCACCCAAUCUGGGUGAUGUCUACUCCCAGGGGUUUUCCCCCCUGAAAAAUUAAUUUUAGCGAAUGGCAAACCUCAAAAGGGUAAACUCAAGUUCAUUCAGAUCCUGUUGUUCUGAUCCCCACCCCCAAGCAGAAGAGAAUGUCACUAUCCAUAUUAGGGGUCUGUGACUAGCAGUUCUUGAGCUCAUCUCUUACCAGGAAGCAGGAAAGUCGAGUUUAAAUCCUCUCGCAAGCUGAUUGUGCACCCGGCAGGACCCCUCUCAGAGAUCCCUGGUUGCUACUGGCAUGUGAGCACAGGAACCUUAACACCCCGCCCCAGAACUGAAAUUCCCAAAAGUGCUUGCAGGGAGGGGCUGCCCAUCUGAUAAACCAGCUUAACCUCACUAUUGUGAAGCUCCAAUUGCACCUGUCGUUCAGAAAAAAAACAUAUCUCUCCUCCCCACCUUGUGACACGAGGGAGCUAACAACAGUCUGUGGCUAAUCUGUACAGCUAAUCUCUCUCUUAACUGCAUGACUUCUGCUGCCACUCUAGAAUAAAGUGUUUCAUCUUUAGACAUUAGGGAGGUUUUGUGGGUCUACUCCUCCCCCCUAAGAAACAUCACUUACUUGCAUUAUGCUGUAUAUAAACCCAUGGGGCCGAAAUCCAUCGCAGCUUUCUCCCGCGUCAGACCAGUUCGUUCUGAUGUGGCCUGCUCAGCAGAGCUUUCUCGUGAAGCGUUCCCCGAGUCGGCUUCUUAGAUUUUCCCACGGUUUCUUCAGACAGGCUUCACAAUUUGCAGAGGGACUCAAAACCAAUAUUGAAAACGAGCAAAGGUGGUUUGGCGGCGGCUGUGGCGCAGUUUUCUUUGUUUUUCCUUCCUAGGAGACUAGAAUGUGAAACUUCUUAUUUCUGCUGCUCUCUUUCUCUCUGUGGCGAUUCCAUGGAUCCUUUUUAAAAAAGAAAAUUAACCCGUGGGCGAUGAAAAGCACCCUCAGAGUUAACCGCUACUCAGAUUGCCACAGAAUGCUAAGAAUUGGGGGGUGCCAUUGUGGUGGGGGGAGGGCUUCUUGCAGGAAAAGGGAACCUGUAAGAAAGACAAAAAUAUUUUAAUGGUAAGAGUUCCAUGUCUUUCCCUCUUCUCCCCCAAUUCUCUCUCUCUCAUAUAUAUAUAUAUAUGAGAAUGAUUUUGUGCUUUUACUUUAAGAUGUUCACAGUUAGCAAUGUACAUAUGUGUGUGUAAAAAACAAAAACAAAAAAGGUUAGGUUGUUGGACAGGAAGGAUUUCCCUGUCUCUGGUUUCUUCACACACCCUUUCCCUUUGCUGUUACUUUUGUAUUUCACCUAACAAGGAGAGAAACAAAAUGGAAAUAAGAAAUAAACAUGUAUUUUUUAAGGAAAACCUUAGUCUCUCUCAUGAAGGGCAGAAUUUCCUAGGAGAGGAAGGGAGGCACAGAAGUCUCCUCCCCCCCCUUACUUUCCAGCAGUUUUGGAAAGGGGGGUGUCUGGCGGGGGUUGAAAGUAUCCCGUUUAUGGAACCCACUUCUCAUUGAUGACAAAAAAGUAACUUUCAUGGCAGAUUUUUAUAGGGUCAUUGGGGUGGGAGCAGCACCCUCCCCAGAUUUCUUGGUGUCCAUUAUUCCUCCGGCGCAGUUCCCCUUAGACCUUCCGAGGCAAACUUACUUGCAUAGCACAGGGGAAAUAGCGUAUUUCAUUCUGGGGUGGUGGUGGGGCACUUGGCAUGUUUGCAGGGGGUAGCUUUCAGGGUUGGGGGAACGCGAGGGAACCUGCUUCCCAUAUUAAGGGAGCAGAUGUUUUGGGGAUACACCCCAUUCUCCCCCGGAAGUGUGCGGCUGUGCUGCCAUUUUGGAAGGGGGGGGGAAACAACACUGUACAUAAUCGAUGUGUUUUUCAUUUUCUUUGUGUGUGCCUGUUUUAAGAGGAGGGGCGGGAAGAGUUUAAUAUUUGUUGGCUUGGUUUUAUUUUCAAGUGUUUUCUUGUGGGGGAGUUGCAGGGGGAACGAGGGGGGCCGAGAUGUGCAUUGGGCUGAAGAGCAAGCAACUGCAGACCAUCUUCUUGAUUGUAUAUUAACACAAUUUAAUAAGAUACCCUAGUUUGAAUGUUU